AGAAGUUAUAAAAAAUAAAACAACUUCUUAAAGGUUUAAAAACUUAGUCCAUUAGUCCAACCCUAUCACCCAAUUACAACCUCACUUUAAUUUUUAAGAUAACUGUAGACAGAUGGUUUUGUGAUUAGUUUAGUAUUAAGUUGGCAAAGCUAUUAACUAAUUAUAAGUCACCAAAUUAUUGUUAUAUGAACACUAACAGUAAUAAACAUCGGUUGUUAUUUUUACAUCACAGUAGGCAAGUUGCUUCACCGUUAUAUUUUGUAACCCAUUAGAAGAUAAGACACUUGCAAAUUAUUAAUCAUAACAGUGGUUAACUGGGGCUGUGAAACGUCUUUUGAAUGAAAUGUUUAUCAUUUUAAUGUCUUUGUGGUUAAUUUGCACGAUCGUGAACUCAGAAUACAGGGUGACUUCAACUUCUCUUUCGGAGGAAAUUCCGGCGAAGUUAUCCAGCUUAGUUUGCUGUAAUUACACCUUCAAAAACUUUGUGGUUGAAAUGGCCCUCGACGGGAAGACAGCGCUCGUGACUGGGUUCGCUGGAGCCAUUGGAUCAACCAUCGCCAAGACCCUAGCGAAUGCCGGAUGUGACGUUAUUGGUAUAGAUAGAGUGAAACAGAAAAUUGCUCAAAAGUCCAUUGAUGAAAUCAAAGCUGGAAAUAGACAAGAUAUCAGUUACUUUGAAUGUGACCUUUUAAAGAAAGAAGAUGUCAAAAACGUUUCUCUGGAAAUAAAGCCUACAUGUAAAGUUGACAUUAUAGUUAACGUAGCUGGCCAAUUAACGGUUGACAAAGUAGAAGAUAUGACAGCCGAGGACUGGGAUGAGGAUAUUGGAAUCAAUUUGACUGCUCCGUUUCUAGUUAUCAAGCAGUUUCUCGGUUCUAUGAAAGAGAAAGGUUGGGGCAGAAUAAUAAAUAUUUCAUCCACCUGUGGACUUGUGGCCCGGCCCUCAAUGUCAAGCUACGUUGCCUCAAAAACAGGAUUGGUUGGCCUCACGAGAGCAGUGGCUCUCGAGUCAGCAGAAUUCGGUGUAACAUGUAACGCCAUUUGUCCUUCAACAGUUGAUACUCCUCUUGUAACGAAGAUGAUAAAAGAUUUUCAGAAGACUUCUACCAAAAGCUUUGACGAAAUGAAAGAGGAAUAUAUACAAUGUCUGCCUACAAAACGGUUCACAGAGGCUAGCCAGAUAGCUGAUUUGGUUGUAUUCCUUUGCUCCCCUGCUGGAAACAAUAUAACAGGCACAGCGAUACCUGUGGAUGGGGGCUACACAACAUCAUAAAAUCUAAAAAAAAAAAAUGUUUGUCAAAGAUACUUCCAUUAUAAUCCAAACACAUCUUUAUUGUUAUGAUUUACGAAUGUGUCAAAUAAAAACUGUCUGUUCUCUUAA
Magallana angulata is the source of this 1381-nucleotide messenger RNA. RefSeq names its product D-beta-hydroxybutyrate dehydrogenase-like. Gene Ontology annotation, molecular function: oxidoreductase activity. Bases 344 to 1273 code for a protein of 309 amino acids. The transcript has 9 exons. NCBI's taxonomy places the organism in Eukaryota, Metazoa, Mollusca, Bivalvia, Ostreida, Ostreidae. The record is from RefSeq and is a predicted model, not a curated record.